AUGGAAAAACAGUUGCCUAAUGCAGUGAUCCCCAAGGUAAAGAUGACCGUUGUUACAUUUUGAAAUCGUUGUUACAAGUAUAAAAUACCUGGCCAUUGAAACACGUCCAUUUCGUGACAACGUAGGUGCAUGUUUUGUAGGUAUUCCCAGGUUAGGGAAAAACUUUGGAUCUGUGUCAGGCAUGAAAUAAUUUUAUUUUAUGCUUUUGCUAAGUACUGCAACAUUGCUAUUAUAUUACCAUUAGAAUAACAGUGAUGUUUUGAUUGGCCUAGUAUUCUAUAAUUGCGAUAAUUAUAAUUAUCAUUCACUUUAUAGUGUUCUCAAUUUUGAUUGGUUAAUUUACCUGCAAAUAACUGCGUGCAAAUAAUAGUCUGAGCAUGCGCAUUUGUUAAAAACGUUGCUCAGCUACAAAUAAUAGUCUGAGCAUGCGCAUUGCCUUCAAUUUUUGUAAACAAUGGCGGCUCGCUUUGCUGAACUUUCGGAAAAUGCGUUGUCUUGCUUAUUUAAAAAUAAAAAAGCAACUAAAACCGCCGUAAAUGUCUUUCGCCAGCAUUUAGAAGCAAGACUAAAUCAACAAAGAAGAUUUAGUUGGCUUAAAACUACAAAAGAAACUCUUGCAUGCCAACGUCCUUCCAAGUUUAAUGCAGAAGCAAGAAAGAGAGACGGCGAAUUUAUAUUGAACGAAAGAUAAAAUGAAGUGAAUGAUAAAACAAUUAUUGAACUCGGUUCUCGCAAAAUAUCGUGAUUUGUCGGUGGCUCGCAGAUCAAUUAUUUGCCUCUGCCUUCGGCAUCGGCAAAUAAUUGAUCUGCUCGCCACCGACAAAUCACGAUAUUUUGCUCAACCUCGUCCAAUAAUUGAUAAUUAUUUAAGUAAUAGGGAGAAAAGAGCACUGACAAAUUGUUAAUAGAUUUAUGCUAAAGGUUUUAGUAUCUCUGCGCCCUGAGCUGUGAUCUAACCAAGAUACCAUUUUACAAUUGAUACAAUUUUAAUUGUUUAAUUUUUUUUAUUGUUUCGUUAAAGGAAAACCGAUUCACAAAGUGUGAUCAAUGCACUCAUUACAAAGAAAUGCUAGAAGUUACGACACAUAAGAAAGAAAGCAAGAAGAUUGAUAUAUGAAAUACUAUAUAUAUAUAUAUAUAUAUAUAUAUAUAUAUAUAUAUAUAUAUAUAUAUAUAUAUAUAUAUAUAUAUAUAUAUCUUAAGAUUUUGGUUUAACGAAACACAAACAGCGCUCAAUACCAUAUAGAUAGAGCAUAAUAUAGUUUUUCGUUUUACCUCAAAAAACCACAACAGUCUGUUUCAUCCGUAUAGGAAUCGUCAGGUGGUGAGAAAUUUCGAAAUUCGAAAUAUAUCAUCAAAAUUACAAAAUAAAUGUUAUUAUAUGUUGAACAUUGGUGUGUAGACAUACAGUCAUACCUGUAUUAAGCAGCCAUGUAUUGAGAGACUACUUUAUUAAGCGGCCUAUCACUGAAGUUCUGACUAUUCACACAGUUAUCUCCUGUAAAAACUACUAUUAAUCAGCCACACGUAUUAAGCGACCUUGGGCACUUCGCGUCGUCUUAUUGAACGCUUAAGCUGCAUUAGAUGACCAGAGUGGAUUAACAUGGUCUUUGUUCAUAUUUCACUUAGUGUUAUCAUUAUGAUUAUGGCAUAGUGUUUCUAAUUAAAUGAGUGUACCCUGGAAAAAUUUAGAAAAUCCAUAUAAGGUCUUAGAAUGGAAAUUGUAUGGAACUUUAUUGGAAAUAGAAAUGGAUUUUGAUGAUCGAUAAUAAUUGUAUAUUUCCAAUUUUCCAUACUCGGAUAUAUAGACAAUCGAAAUAGUAUGGAUACAAAAUAAUUUAAAAUUUCGUCACUACCCGUGCGUAAGGAGUGUUCUGGGUACGAAAAUGCUAUUGUAUUGGUAUGAUGACCGCUUCACAGUUGCUGUUUUAUAGGUGUUUGUCAAACAGGGAAAAUUGCAUAAUUAAUAAUGAAAAAUGUUUUUAAAAAUAGGAACGAAAGAGAGAAAUACCAUCUGCAUCGCUACAAAGCAAGGAAACACCCCGAGAAGUACCUAACCAUAAUCUUAGAUGGUAUGGAUCAGUCUAAGACUGAUAUUCCCAAUGUUCGUCGCAUAUGCAAAUCAACAGCCAACCUUCAAAAGCUUCGUACACAUUUGACCGGAGCGAUAGUACACAGUGGGCUGUGUCCGAUGGGGAAAUUCUACCUUUUUUUUUUUUUACGUGUUUCAGUGGGACCAUGAUGACAGCAACUUGACCAACAAUAUUAUCCUACAAACGCUGGAAAUCGUUAACCGUCGGUAUGGUUUGCCACCAGUUUUUCACCUUCAAUUGGACAAUUGCUGGCGAGAGAAUAAAAACAGACAUGUUUUUACGUUGUUGUCUCUUUUGGUUGAGUUAUCAAUUUUUGAUAAGGUACAGUUAUUGCUUCAAGUUUUGUUUCUUAAUUCAAUAUUAAGAGCUAAAAUUCGUGCGCCUUUUUUACUUUGGCUACUGUAUAUCAUCAAGGAAUUCAUGGGUCUUGUUUCCAUCAAGCAUGGUUUCGUUUAAAAAAACUUGGCAGAUCUAGCAUAAUUAAUGAAAAUAUUUUAUAUCAGCUAAAGAUAAGAAAGUGAUUUGCAAAAAAAUAAUAUAUGUCCUCGUAUCAUUUUUAGAUAGCAAUUUAAUAUUUUCAAGAAACCUACCUAGGAGCUUUAUCUACGAGAAUAUAAGGCAGUUAAUUUUCAAAAACAAUUGAAUGAUCUUAUAUAUUAAUGAUAAUUUUUAUUGAUGUAUCUUUUAAAAUAGGUUAAAGGUAACUUCCUUCCAGUUGGCCAUACGCACGAAGAUAUCGACGCGUUAUUUGGAAUAUUUUCAAAGAAACUUCAGAUCCAGGAUAUAUAUACAUUUGAUGGUAAGUUUUGCUUUAAUGUAACUACAAUCAUACAGUAACUGACAUUGUAUGAGCUAUAGGACCAUACGUCAAAACAUCGCAAGAGCCGUUAUUCGAUUACUUUUUAGAUCUGUGUCAGUCAUUUGAAGGGUGCACAAACAAACCACACCCCGAGGCACAUAGACCAGAAUGGAUGUAUGGCAUCAAAGAGUGGCUACAACCUCACAGCAACGACCUACAUCAGCAUGUGCAGCCACAUUAUUUUAAGUUUGUGAGGAACCACGAAGGAAAAGCGGUAAUAUUCUACCGAAAAUGGAGUGGAGAAGCUUGGAUGGGUCCA
This is a messenger RNA of Paramuricea clavata, 3211 nucleotides long. The record is from the annotation of a GenBank genome assembly. NCBI's taxonomy places the organism in Eukaryota, Metazoa, Cnidaria, Anthozoa, Malacalcyonacea, Plexauridae.